Hansenula anomala is the source of this 1445-nucleotide messenger RNA. RefSeq names its product AAA family ATPase VPS4 (gene VPS4). Bases 96 to 1385 code for a protein of 429 amino acids. Gene Ontology annotation, molecular function: ATP binding; ATP hydrolysis activity. Gene Ontology annotation, biological process: vacuole organization; endosomal transport. The transcript has a single exon. The record is from RefSeq and is a predicted model, not a curated record. Lineage: Eukaryota; Fungi; Ascomycota; Saccharomycetes; Phaffomycetales; Wickerhamomycetaceae.
GUUUAAUUACUCAAAUUCAAUCCUUUUAUCAAUACUAACAUAAUCUCAACUUCUUGUUGGAGGGAUUUAUUUAUACAUUUACUCCAAGUUCAAUUAUGUCAACAGGGGAUUUCUUGAACAAAGGUAUUGAACUAGUUCAAAAAGCCAUAGAGGCAGAUAACGCCACGAGGUAUGAUGAAGCAUAUCAACUCUACUAUAAUGGUCUUGAUUAUUUAAUGCUUGCUAUCAAAUAUGAAAAAAAUGCAAGAUCUAAAGAACUUAUCAGAACAAAAUUUACAGAAUAUUUAUCAAGAGCUGAACAGUUGAAAGAGCAUUUAGAUAAGAAAGAAAAACAAGCUGAAGCAUCUGCUAAUGGAAGUACCAAGAGUAAGAAAUCCGGUAAUGGGAAUGGAAGUGGUGAUGAUGAAGAUGAUUCUGAUAAUAAAAAAUUGCGAGGUGCAUUAUCGAGUGCAAUUUUAUCAGAAAAACCAAAUGUUAAAUGGGAAGAUAUUGCAGGUUUAGAACCUGCAAAGGAAGCAUUAAAAGAAGCUGUGAUAUUACCAGUUAGAUUCCCACAUCUUUUCACAGGUAAAAGAAAACCGUUAUCUGGUAUAUUAUUAUAUGGGCCACCAGGUACAGGUAAAUCAUACUUAGCAAAAGCUGUCGCCACAGAGGCAAAUUCCACUUUUUUCAGUGUUAGUUCUUCAGAUUUAGUCAGUAAAUGGAUGGGUGAAAGUGAAAGAUUAGUUAAACAGUUGUUUAAUAUGGCUAGAGAAAACAAACCUUCAAUUAUUUUCAUUGAUGAAGUUGAUGCAUUAUGUGGUCCAAGAGGUGAAGGUGAAAGUGAAGCUUCAAGACGUAUCAAGACAGAAUUAUUAGUUCAAAUGAAUGGUGUUGGUAAUGAUUCAAGUGGUGUUUUAGUUUUAGGUGCUACAAAUAUUCCAUGGCAAUUAGAUGCUGCUAUUAGACGUCGUUUUGAAAAGAGAAUCUAUAUUGCGUUACCAGAAGUCGAAGCGAGAGCCAGAAUGUUUGAACUAAAUGUUGGAUCUACACCAUGUCAACUGGGUUCCAAAGAUUAUAAACUUUUGGGUGAAAUGACUGAUGGUUAUUCUGGUGCUGAUAUAUCUGUUGUUGUUAAAGAUGCUUUAAUGCAGCCUAUUAGAAAAAUUCAAAGUGCAACACAUUUUAAAAGAACAGAGGAAAAUAAACUAACACCAUGCUCUCCUGGUGAUUCAGAUGCAGUGGAAAUGAACUGGAUGGAAAUUGAAGGUGAUGAAUUACAAGAGCCAGAAUUGACGAUAAAGGAUUUUAUAAAAGCAAUCAAAACAACUAGACCAACAGUGAAUGAAGCUGAUUUGAAGAAGCAAAUAGAUUUCACUAAUGAUUUCGGGCAAGAAGGUAAUUAGUAUCCUGAUACGUUUUCUUUAUUUUUUUGCAUCAUCAUGUGUGUAUUAUAUUACAUUAAC